UACCAAUAAUAACACACUAGCUAUAGCCUUUCACUUCAUCCAAUCACACCCACAUCUCUUCACUACUACUGUUCUUGAUUUUCACUCCUCCUCUUUCCUCUUUAUACUAUCCUUUCAUCUUCUUCCUUCUUUAUUUUUUAUUUUUUAUAAAAGUAGUGUCUUGUUAUCUUUCUUUUGCUUUGUUUAAUUAAAUGGCUGAAGGAUUUGAACCAUACCAUGUCCCACAACAAAGUAGAAGAGAUAAGCUUAGAGUUUUACUUGAUGAUAAUAAUAGUAAUAGUAGUAGUUUACAACUUCAAAAUUGUCAAGUCCCUCUUUAUGAUCCAUCUAUUGUAUUACCUUCAGAUUUGUCAAUUUUUCAAGAAAUUAAUGUCAACCCUUUUCUCUAUACACCUCAAAUUCCAAGGUUUCUUGAUCAGUCAGUAACUAUAGCUCACAAUAAUAAUAGUAAUAGUAACACAAAUGGUCAAGGUAAUUUAUCUCUGUCUUUGUCAUCUCUUCAUCAUGCUAGUAGUAGUACUGCUAAUACUAAUGAUUUGUCAUCGAAGAGUAUUACUACAACUACUAAUUGUGUCCCGUUAGGACCUUUUACGGGGUACUCUUUAAUUUUGAAGAGAUCAAAGUUCUUGAAGCCUGCACAAAUUUUGUUGGAAGAAUUGUGUGAUGUUGGCAAGGAAUUUUAUGUUGUUGAUGAUGAUGAUUCUACUUUGGUGAUGCAUCCUCCACAAGCUUGUAGUAAUGGAGAUGAACAAUUUGGGAAGAAGAAAACCAGGUUAAUUUCAAUGCUCGAUGAGGUAUACCAAAAGUAUACGCAGUACAAUGAGCAACUACAAAUUGUUGUGGCAUCAUUUGAAUCAGUUGCUGGAAUAGGGAAUGCAGCACCCUUUGCAAACAUAGCUAUAAAAACAAUGUCCAAACAUUUCAAGUGCCUUAAAGAUGCCAUCACUGAUCAAUUGCAAUUUACAACUACAAGCAAAUCUUCUUCUCAUCAUCAUGGUCAAAUUAAUUGUGAAAGAGUUGGAAUUUCUGGUAAAGGAAUGUAUUGCCAAAAACAAGAAACUCAACCUGUUUGGAGACCACAAAGAGGGCUUCCUGAACGUGCUGUGACUGUCCUUAGGGCUUGGUUGUUUGACCAUUUUCUUCACCCUUACCCCACGGACACUGAUAAAGUAAUGUUAGCCAAACAGACUGGCCUCUCAAGGAAUCAGGUUUCUAAUUGGUUCAUCAACGCAAGAGUAAGACUUUGGAAACCUAUGGUAGAGGAAAUACACAUGCUUGAAACAAGAGAAGCUGAUGAUAAAUCUUCGCAAAGGGAAGGACAAAACAACAACAACAACCACAAUAAUAAUCCGAAUGAACAUUUUCCUAUGAAUAAUUCACAUGCAUGUGAAAGUAGUACUCCAUCUAUAUCAACACCAAGAUUACUAGACGUUCCAUCAAAAAGAACCCGAAAUGACCUAGCAAAUAUUCCCAAUAAUAUUGGAGGCAUUGCGGAUUCAAUAAAUUUAUCAUAUGGAAAUAUGUCAACGGGGGUUGGUGGUGGCGUGUCCUUAACCUUAGGGCUUCACCAGAACUCGGGGAAUAUUGGUUUAUCAGAGCCAUUUCCGAUCAAUGCAGCUCGACGUUUUGGCAUCGAGAGUAAUACGAAUAGUACUGGAAGGUUUAUGUUUGGUGCAUUUGAUGAACAAAAUGGACAGUUUGGAAGAAAUAACACUAUGGUUGGUGGGCAGUUUUUGCAUGAUUUUGCCGGUUGAGGAAGAUUUUGUGCUUAUGCAUUACAUGGAGCACGAGGAAAGUUAAAGCAGGACGUCUAGUGUGACAUUGUUCUUAUGGACAUAUUACUUAUUCUACUCGGAAAGCUAUUUUCCUUUUGCUAUUAAUACUUGCUCUGCUAUUUUGCCCAAGCUUGGUUGAGGAAGAGUAGUUGGCCCGUUCUUUAAUUGGAGAUCCAUCGUGAUUUAGAAGGUAUAUUUCAACUUCAUGGUGUUUCUCUGGUUUUACUAGUAAAUAUUGUUUGUUUACACUUCAUUCCAAGAUUUAGUAGUAUUAGUUUGUAAUCAUGUAGUAUCUUAUUCUUCAAUUUCGCUAUCAUUUGGUGCUUCA
This is a messenger RNA of Capsicum annuum, 2103 nucleotides long. RefSeq names its product BEL1-like homeodomain protein 9. Gene Ontology annotation, molecular function: RNA polymerase II cis-regulatory region sequence-specific DNA binding; DNA-binding transcription factor activity, RNA polymerase II-specific. Lineage: Eukaryota; Viridiplantae; Streptophyta; Magnoliopsida; Solanales; Solanaceae. Gene Ontology annotation, biological process: regulation of transcription by RNA polymerase II. The record is from RefSeq and is a predicted model, not a curated record. The coding region runs from base 192 to 1754 and encodes 520 amino acids. The transcript has 4 exons.